Molecule: messenger RNA, 2183 nt
Organism: Helianthus annuus (common sunflower)
Lineage: Eukaryota; Viridiplantae; Streptophyta; Magnoliopsida; Asterales; Asteraceae
Product: importin subunit alpha-9
Exons: 8
Coding region: 894-1322 (142 amino acids)
Biological process (GO): NLS-bearing protein import into nucleus
Cellular component (GO): nucleus
Molecular function (GO): protein binding; nuclear import signal receptor activity
Source: RefSeq, a predicted model, not a curated record
ACUGCCUUCUUUCUCUUACGUUCUCUCUCUCCCUCUUAAAUCUGAUUCUAGAUCUCCCACAAGAAAACCUCCAUCAAUCCAAGUCCCUGAUAGAAGUUCUCGAUAAAUCCCUAGGCUCCACCUCCCAAAUCAUUCUCGCCUUUGAUUCUGUUCCCUAAAACUGACUCCUUUCAAUCUCAUUGUUCUCCUUCAAUCUCUGUUUUGCACUUUAGGGUUUUUUAGAGAGAGAGAGAGAGAGAUGACGGGGAUGGUGAUGCUAACAAGAGGAGGAGGAGGAGGCGGUGGUGAAAAUGCAGCUGAGGAAGAACAGAACCAGCUGUCGUUAGGUUCAGAAAUGGCAGACUUGAAGGUCGAUGACAUACUCGAAUUUCUCAAAAAGAAUAAGUUCGCUAGGGCUGAAGCAGCAUUGAGAUCCGAGAUAGAUAAUCGCCCUGAUCUGAAUGGUUUGAUGCAAGAUCUAAACCUAAAAGAUAAAGAUUUGGGAAGCAAGUUAUUAGAAAAAGUGAGUACAGCUGGAAACCAAGGGAAGGGUUCCUCAACAAGUGACAACGUCUCAAAGGAAAAGCAUAUAGUGAAAGAAAUAGAACGUGGGAGUUGAACCCACGCCCUUUCAUACCACUGUCGUGAUGAUGAUGAUGAUGAUGAUGAAUAUAGGUGUUUGUACAAAGCCGUGAUUUGGAAGUGGGGUCCUUCUGAAAACUACAAACAGUGGGAAGUCAUGGAGUCGUGAUAAAGCGGCUGAUAAUAUUGCUGCCAAUCUAUACUCAGCAAAGUUUAUCAACGACAGACAAGGAUUCGUGCUAGGAAAUGAUGGAGUCUUGCUAAAGUAUCUUGGAUAGUUUCAUGACGUUUGCUAUCUGUCUUAGUAGCUUCGACACCAAAAUUGCAUGUGAAUGACCAAUAAACUGGUUCUUGAAGCAGCUUGGUGUCUUACAAACAUAGCUGCCGGAACACCUGAACAAACCAAAUCUUUAUUACCAACUUUACCCUUACUUAUCGCUCAUCUUGGAGAAAAAAGUUCGUUAUCUGUUUCCGAACAAUGCGCAUGGGCAUUAGGAAACGUUGCAGGUGAAAGUGAUGAGUUGCGGGAUCUUCUUAUUUCACAAGGAGCGUUAAUUCCUCUUGCGAAAAUGAUGCUGCCUGAUAAUAGUUCAACUAUCAGAACCGUCGCUUGGGCGUUAUCAAACUUGAUCAAGGGACCAGACCCUGAUGCUGCAACUGAACUUGUAAAAAUCGAUGGGGUGGUAGAUGCCAUAGUUCGACAUUUGAAGAAAUCAUUAUUUGUUCAGACUUAUAAACUUUCUUUUAGCUUAUCAUGUUGACUUUCGGGAUGAAGAGCUUUUGUCAAAUUAUAUAUCCUUCUUCAGGUUUGCUAUAUUUCAGCCCGUGUAUUGGUUUUCUAAAAUUAUCUUUUCUGAUUAUCAAAUGAUUCAGCUGUUAAGGGGACACUUUCGUCAUGUAAUGUUGGUUUCGUGGCGUGAGUCGGAAAAUAUUGAUACUUCUAUUUAUAUAAAUGAAAUACGUUUUUUAAUCUGUUGAUUUUCAGUCGAACAAGUUUAAUGUAUAAUAAUCGAACAAGUUUAAUGUAUAAUAUGAAUGUGAAUUCAUUAAAUAAUUUCACAUCAUAUUUUACAUAUAAACGUAGGCUUACAUUCAAUGUUUACGAUGUACCCGCGUCCACCUAUGAUAUAUUAUAAUCUGUUUUUUAGUAUUUAAAAGAUAUAUUUUAAUAUGUUUUUUAGUAUUUGAUUUAGAUCGUUAUUAAACAUACCCGUGUAUUCACACGGGUAUUACAACUAGUUUCAUAUUAUAAAAUAAUGUGACCAAUAGAAAAAUCAUACCUUAGACAUUAAAUUGGGGAGACGCAUCAUUAGACGUGAAGGAGACGAGGUCAGACGCACAAACAUCAUACGCAGAAAUCAAGAUCUCAGGAACAUAACGAACAGAAGGAAUCAGUUAGACGCAAGACAUCAGAGGGGGCGAAAACAUCAGACUUGAAGGUUCUUGGAGCACUCGGGGAGCAUAGGAAUCAUCGUGGAAGGCUCGGGAGCACUCGGGAUUGAAGAUUUUCGGGUUUUAUCUUCUCGUUAUUUCUUCUUGUUCGUUUGUUCUUAGUUUGAUCACGAUGAAUUCUGAUUUGUUGAUGAUUAUUAUGUCUUUUGAUACAAUGAUUUUUGGCUAAA